This is a messenger RNA of Acaulospora morrowiae, 617 nucleotides long. Lineage: Eukaryota; Fungi; Glomeromycota; Glomeromycetes; Diversisporales; Acaulosporaceae. The record is from the annotation of a GenBank genome assembly.
CGACACAAAAGGAGCUCUUUCAUCUUCACCUCGGGAUACGUACUCGUGAAUUUGUCUGUAGUGUCAUUCGAAGAUUCUGGAUAUCUAAAAGAACAAGAAAUAGAAAUACUCUAGAAUUAUUGAUUGAGGAAUUGACGCAAAAGGAAAUUGUAGGUUAUUUCAGUAUUCCUCUUAAAUUAUUCUCCAAUAAUGGAAUAUAUCAAGAUAUCAAAAAGCGUUGUGCUAUAAAAUUGGGAGUAUUAUCUCAAUGUAUCGUCGGUUCGCAUAUUGAAGGAAGCCAAGGAAAGUGGAGACUAAUCUUUGCAAGCAUUGUCCUCAAGAUUAACGGAAAACUGAGUGGGACGAACUACACGUUAGCGCGACGUGAGAUCGGCUUCUUUGAAAGGGAUUUAAAGGAGAAGACAAGUGUAAUCUCAAUACGCCAUGUUACACCGGUUCAUUACGCGCGCCAUAUCGCGAAACAAACGAAAUACUUUAUCCAGUAUGAAGAAUACCUAACACUAAGCACCAGAGGCGGGCGCAGUGGUCGUGACGACCGCGGCACUCGUAGAGGUCGUGAUUGCGAUAGAGGUCGCGGUCAGGAUAGCCCAAUGAGAGUUAAAAACGGAAGAGUGCUG